AUGAUUGAAAUAAUCUUUCUUUAUUUAAUAACUUUAAAUGGUAUUGAAAGUAUUGUCAAACAAGUACCACCAGAACGACGAAUUGAUUGCUUGCCAAAGCCAGGAGCUGAUAAAGCUACGUGCUUAUCCCACAAAUGUAUUUGGGAUGAUGAAUAUUAUUCCGAUACAACUAUUCCAGCUUGCUACUUUCCAUCAGAUACAGGAUAUAUUAUUGUUCAAAAAUCUAACUUAUCGUUAAAAUUGCAAAAGACAAAAGAUGCAGCAUUGAAUCCAUAUGGUACUGAUGUGCCAGAAAUCGCAGUACAAAUUACAAAUUCUCACUCGGUCCUAAAUGUGCGAAUUGGUGUUAAAGGAAGAUACGAGCCAACAGUGCCUUUACCAAGAGCCUGCAGUUCAAAAGAACAACAUUUUACUACAGAAAUUCCCAGCGAAUCUGAACUUUUUACACUUCGAAUUCGUCGUAUCACAACGGGACAACUGAUUUGGGAUACCUCAAUUGGUGGUUUACUUUUUGCUGAUCAGUAUAUUCAAAUUGCAACUUUUUUAUCGACUGAUAAAAUUUAUGGAUUUGGUGAACACGUUCAUCCAAGCUUGAAGCAUAAAUUCACAAAAUAUACAACAUGGCCAAUGUUUGCAAGAGAUCAGCCACCUGAUCCGGAAAAUCCAUAUCGCAAUUUGUAUGGAGUGCAUCCAUUUUAUCUUGGCUUAGAAAAGGACAAUAAUGCACAUGGUGUACUUCUUUGGAAUAGUAAUCCACAGGAAAUAACAACAGGACCUGGGCCUCAUUUAAUAUAUCGCUUUAUUGGUGGAAUAAUUGAUGCGACAUUUUUCCCAGGACCAAAGCCAGAGCAAGUUAUACAGCAAUAUCUUGAAUAUAUUGGCCGACCAUUUCUUCCAGCUUAUUUCGCACUCGGAUUCCAAUUUUGUCGAUAUGGUUAUAAAAGUUUGACUGAAAUGAAGGAGACAAUUGAAAAAAUUGAAAAUUCCAGUAUACCAAUCGAUGUGGUAUAUGCAGACAUUGAUUAUAUGGAACGGUAUAAAGAUUUUACUGUCGCAAAAGAACAUUGGUCAAAUUUUAAAGAAUAUGCUGAUGAACUACAUAAAAAUGGAAUGCACUUAUUGCUUAUUUUCGAUCCUGCAGUGCAAGUUAAUUAUUCCAGCUUUCAGAGGGCAAUUGAAAAAAAUGCCAGUUUUAUAGAAUGGGAAAAUUAUGAUCAAGUACAACAUGAGAUUCAGAACAAAUAUCCGUUAAUAAAAGAUACAAAGAUAAUGCUUUCGGUUGUAUGGCCGGAUUGGCAUGUUGCUUUUCCUGAUUUCCUCGAUCCAGAACCGUCGACCGCAGAAUGGUGGAUUGAGGAAUUUAAGCGUUUCCAUCAAAUGCUUCCAUUUGAUGGCAUCUGGAUCGAUAUGAAUGAACCGGCUGCUUUUGGCACUAAUGAAUAUCAUCCAUUUUAUUUUGAUGAUCCGGACAGACCAGCAAAGAUAAUACCACUUAAAUGUCCUCUCAAUGAUGCAACAUCGAAAUAUGACAACCCUCCUUAUGAAACUUGGAACUCUUAUGCCUACAAUUUUGCUGAAGCUGCACAAAUGAUAGCGACUGAAAAGGCUCAGCAUGCAGCAACAGGGAAACGAGGUCUAAUUUUAUCCAGAUCUACAUUUGUUUCCUCGGGUCAUUACGGUGGCCACUGGCUCGGUGACAAUAGUGCUCGUUGGAUUGAUUUGAGAGCUUCCAUUAUUGGCAUCCAAGAAUUUAAUUUGUUUGGUAUGCCAUACAUUGGAGCGGAUAUCUGCGGUUUCAAUGGAGAAACAACCGAGGAAUUGUGUUUACGAUGGCAACAACUCGGUGCAUUUUAUCCUUUCUCAAGGAAUCACAACGAAAAAGGUGUAACAAGCCAGGAUCCAUCUCGAUGGCCAGAUGUUGCAAGAGCCACUCGAAAUGCUAAUCUUUUCCGAUAUUACUACCUUCCAUAUCUCUAUAGCUUAUUGUUCGAUGUCUCAUUAUAUGGCGGCACUGUUAUUCGACCAGUUUUUUUUGAAUUCACUUCUGACUCAGAAACUCAUGAUCUCGGGGAACAAUUUAUGUGGGGAAAUGCAAUGAUGAUUAUUCCUGUAUAUCAACCAGGCGCUACGUCUGUGUCUGGUUAUUUGCCCUCGGCAAUAUGGUAUUCUCUUCGAGAUUCUGAUUAUGGCACACUGAUAAAAUCAGGCCACAAUGAAUUCAGGGCACCGAGGGAUGAACUUAUCCCUGUUUUUGUUAAAGGUGUGACUUAUCAGAAAUUUUGA
Messenger RNA from Acanthocheilonema viteae, 2283 nucleotides. The record is from the annotation of a GenBank genome assembly. NCBI's taxonomy places the organism in Eukaryota, Metazoa, Nematoda, Chromadorea, Rhabditida, Onchocercidae.